AUGUCUCACUCUCGCUCUCUAUCGGGUCUCAACUUUCCUCCGGUGGAGAUCACGCUGCAGGACGUCAACGACAACCCUCCAGUUUUCCCCAACGACAUCAUGGACCUGACCAUCGAGGAGAACGUGGGAGAUGGCUUCAAGAUAAUGCAGCUCACAGCCACAGACGCAGACCAGGGGCCUAACGCUCUGGUGACCUACACCAUCAUCAGUGGGGCGGAUGACAGUUUCCGCGUGGACCCAGAAUCCGGAGACCUGAUCGCCACCAAGAAGCUGGACCGAGAGCGCCGCUCCAAGUACUCGCUCCUGGUGCGCGCUGAUGACGGUCAGCAGUCCUCAGACAUGCGCCUCAACAUCACCGUGGAGGACGUCAACGACCACACGCCCAAGUUCUCCCGCCUCACCUACUCCUUCGACAUCCCAGAGGACAUGGCUCCAGGUUCCAUCGUGGCGGCGGUCCUGGCCAGCGACUCGGACUCCGGGGUGAACGGGGAGGUGACGUACUCUCUGGAGGAGGACGAUGAAGACGGAACCUUCAUCCUGAACCCGGUGACCGGAGUCUUCAACGUCACGCGGCCUUUGGAUUACGAGACGCAGCAGUAUUACAUUCUCACGGCAAAGGCACAAGACGGCGGGAGGCAGGCCAGCACGGUGCGCGUCUACUUCAACGUCCUGGAUGUGAACGACAACCCGCCCAUCUUCAACACCACGGUCUACAGUGCGUCUGUGUCGGAAAACGUGCCGCCCGGAGCUAGCUUAGUGACCGUAGGCGCCACUGAUGCUGAUGAUGGUCUGAAUGCCCAGCUUCUCUACACCAUUGCAUCUGGUGAUCCCAUGGGACACUUUACCAUGAGUAAAGAUGGCGUCCUCAAGAGUAAGAAAGCUUUGGAUAGGGAAAAGCAGUCUUUCUACAACUUGGUGAUCACCGUGAACGAUCUGGCCCCGUCGGCGAUGGCUCGUUUCACCAGCACCGCCCAGGUGUCCAUCAUCCUCCUCGAUGUCAAUGACUGUGCGCCAACUUUCACUUCGCAAAAGAUGACCUACAUACAAGAGAACACCCCAGUGGAUACUGUGGUGUUCGUUGCCCAAGCUACUGAUGCAGACAGCGGGCCCAACAGCUAUGUGGAAUACGCCCUUAGAGGAACUUAUGGGAACAAAUUUAGCAUUGGAACCAUUGACGGAAACGUUAGACUGGUCGGGGAAUUGGACAGAGAAGAACUUUCCAACUAUACUUUGACUGUGAUGGCUACAGACAAAGGAGAACCUCCGCUUUCGUCGACAAUGGAUGUGACGAUGAUUGUGUUGGAUGUAAACGACAACACGCCAAGUUUUUCGCAAAAUAUCUACGACAUUGAGAUUGAAGAGAAUAUCCUAACGGGAACUGACAUCAUUCAAGUUUUUGCUAGUGACUCAGAUGAAGGCACAAAUGGACAGAUCCGUUUCUCAAUGGAAGGGGGCAACAGCGACUUUAGGAUUGAUUCUGUAACGGGUGUGAUUUCAGUGGCCAAGCAGUUAGACAGGGAGACCAAAUCUUCGUAUUCGCUGGUGGUGCAAGCGUCAGACAGAGGAAGCACCCCCAGAGUGGAUAAGGCAGCAGUGAACAUCGUCCUGCUGGAUGUGAAUGACUGCGUACCUGAGUUUGAGCUGUCUCCUUACAGCGUCAGUGUGCAAGAAAAUCUGCAAGAUCUACCCAGAAAUAUUCUUCAGGUUGUUGCCAGAGAUGACGACCAGGGCGCGAACGGUCAGCUCAGCUACAUGCUCAGCGGUGGGAACGACGACGGAGCCUUCAGCCUGUCCUCCAGUGGUCAGCUGAGCCUGAGCCAGAGCCUGGACAGAGAGGCUCAUGGGAGAUACAGCCUGCUCAUCACAGCCACCGACUCCGGUUCCCCCUCUCUGAGCGGCACUGGCACUGUGGUGGUGAUGGUGGAAGACGUGAAUGACAACGUUCCAUUGUUCACCUCGUCUGCGUUCCACACCACCAUCGCCGAGGACGCCCCGACCGGCAGCGACGUGCUCCUGCUCAACACCUCCGACUCCGACACCGGCCUCAACGGAGUCAUCAGCUACAGCCUCAGCGGAGGACACGGCCAGUUCUCCAUCAACCCGGCGACAGGGCAGAUCAUCACCAGCUCCCUGUUGGACCGGGAGGAGAGGGCCACCUAUCAGCUGCUGGUGGUGGCCACAGAUGGAGGGCAGCCGGACGCUCUCUCCAGCUCCGCCACCGUCUCUGUCACCGUCAACGAUAUCAACGACAAUCCUCCACGCUUCCACCACCACCCCUACGUCACCCACAUCCCUGCCUCCACCGCCGCAGGUUCUUUGGUAUUCGCCGUCACUGUCACAGAUGAAGACUCUGGCUCUAACGCCCAGCUCCACUACUCCCUGACGGGGCGCAACUCGGACAAAUUCAAGAUUGACCCUGUGCGAGGUGCUAUAACUGCCAACGAGAGGCUGACCGGGACCUCUGAGGUCACACUGACGGUCAGGGUCAAAGAUGGAGGUGUCAGCCCCAAAACCGACUCCACGACAGUCACUGUUCGCUUUGUCACUGGUGGGAACUUUCCCGUUAUUAAGCUAAGGGAACGUGCCUUUACAUUCCCAGAAAGCCAGCCCACCAACCACAUAGUCACGACUGUGUCUGGUUCGUCUCGGAGAGGAGGACCCCUGUCGUACUACAUUGCGAGCGGAAACUUGGACUACGCAUUCCACAUAGACCAGCUGUCAGGAGAACUAUCAAUCAGACAUCAAUUGGAUUUCGAGCAUAUCCAGAAAUAUGUUUUAUGGGUUGAAGCUAGAGAUCAAGGUUUCCCUCCUUAUUCCUCGUAUGAGAAACUGGAAUCUUCAGACAGUGACCUCUUUGUUAUCGACCCCAACACGGGCACCAUCACCACCCAGGGGUUCUUAGAUUAUGAGGCCAAGCAGGUCUAUCAUCUCACAGUAAAGGCCUUCAAUGUCCCAGACGAGGAGCGCUGCAGUUUUGCCAACGUCAACAUUCAGCUGAAGGGAGCCAAUGAAUAUGUUCCCCGCUUUGUUUCCAAACAGUACUACUUUGAAAUCUCUGAAGCUGCUCCAAAAGGGACAGUGGUGGGAGAAGUGUUUGCCAGUGAUAGAGACCAGGGAGACGACGGCAUGGUGUACUACCUCAUAUUUGGGAAGAGUAGAAAGAAGGGUUUCAGUAUUAAUAAGAAGACAGCUGUGGAUACUGGCACGCCUCCCGCCACUGGUAGUGCUACUGUUAUUGUAAAUCUGGAAGACAUCAAUGAUAACGGCCCCACUUUGUCGACCGUUUACGCAGAGGUCAUGGAGAAUCAACGGGCUGGUACAGCAGUUAGCACACUCUCGGCCUCCGAUGCAGAUCUGCCGCCCAACCAAGGCCCAUUCUUGUUCAGCUUGGUUGGUUUGGGUACUGCCAACAACUAUUUCAGUCUGAGCUCAUCUGGAGUACUCACCACCAGUCGGGAGAUAGAUAGGGAGCAAAUAAGUGACUUCUACCUCUCUGUCGUCAUCAAAGACUCUGGUUUACCUCAAAUGUCCUCAACAGGAACCAUUCAUGUCAAAGUGAAUGAUCAGAAUGACAACCCUUCAGAGCCCAGAUCCAUGGAGUCUGAAGGAGUCAAAAGCUUCCUCACUAACCACUACCUCAGCUUCUUACGCAUUUCCAACUCUCAGCUGGCAGGAAUGGGCACUGGGGUGCUGCUGUAUGGGGCAUUUGAGCUCAAUAAUCAAACUUUCUUGAUGGCAGCUGUGAAAAGGGGCCAUGGACAAUAUGUGAACCCAAGUGGCGUGGCUACAUUCUUCCAGAGUAUCAAAGACAUUUUAUACAGACAGAGCGGGGUGAGAAUAGAUGCGGUGGACCAUGAUCCUUGCACGCGUAACCCAUGCCAGAACGGGGGCAGCUGCAAACGGCGUCUGAGUGUCGGGCCUGACAUGAAGACUGAAGAAAGUGUCCCAGUGAUUCUUGUUUCCAACCACCCCCUGCAGCCUUACGCCUGCAGCUGUAGGCCGGGCUACACUGGAGCCCUGUGUGAAACAGACAUCGAUGAGUGCCAGCCUUCACCCUGCCACAACGGGGGAACCUGCCACAAUCUGGUGGGUGGUUUCUCCUGCACCUGUCCAGAGGGCUUCACCGGCAUGGCCUGCGAGAGAGAUAUCAACGAAUGCCUUUCCAAUCCAUGCAAGAAUGGGGCUCUGUGCCAGAAUUUCCCAGGCGGUUUCAACUGCCUCUGCAAAUCCGGAUUUGCAGGCAAAGUGUGUGACUCCAUCAUCAAUCACUGUGAAUGUAACCCUUGUUUUAACGGCGGCUCCUGUCAGAACCGCGUGGAUGGAUAUUACUGUCAUUGCCCGUUUGGCGUCUUUGGCAAACACUGUGAGCUCAACAGCUAUGGCUUUGAGGAGCUGUCUUACAUGGAGUUCCCGUCUUUGGAUCCCAACAAUAACUACAUUUAUAUCAAGUUUGCCACUCUGAGCAACAACGCACUGCUCAUGUACAAUCACGACAACCAGACGGGAGAUAAGGCCGAGUUUCUGGCUCUGGAGAUCUUCGAAUCGAGGAUGCGCUUCUCGUUCAACUUGGGGAGUGGAACUUACAAACUGAUGACCAUGAUAAAAGUUUCAGACGGCCAUUUCCACACGGUCAUCGCCAGGAGAGCAGGGAUGGCGGCUUCUCUCACGGUGGACUUGUGCGGCGAUGACCAGGAACCCGGUUACUGCGCCGUCAGCAACGUGGCAGUGCACACAGACUGGAUCCUGGACGUGGGCCCCAACCGGCUGUCGGUGGGAGGGGUGCGCUCCGUAGACUCCAUACUGCACCGGAGGGGGCAAGUGGCGGCGCAUGAUUUUGUGGGGUGCAUCAUGGAGUUUGCGGUGAACGGGCGUCCGCUGGAGCCCAGUCAGGCGCUGGCAUCGCGGGGAAUACUGGACAGAUGUCCGCGACUGGAAGGAGCCUGCACUGCCAACCCUUGCCGACACGGGGGCACCUGUCUGGAUCACUGGUCCUGGCAGCAGUGCCAAUGUGUGGACGGAUUCACAGGGAAAUUCUGUGAGAAAUACAUGACUCCUGACACCGCCCUUGCACUGGAUGGAACCGGUCGGCUGGACUACUCUCUGAAGCAGGGUCCGAAGCGGGACGUCCUGCUCAGACGGGCUCUACAGGGGCCGUCCUCUGAGCCCCGUGUGCCCAGCAGCCUGGAGCUCAAGUUCAGGACACGCAGCAAAAGCGGAACACUGCUGCACGUGCAAGAGAGCAGCAACUACACCACUGUGAAGCUGAGGAAUGGGAACAUCCACUACAUUUCGGAUGCCGGGGUCAUUGGGAAAGUGGAGCGGAGUGUUGCAGAGGCGCUGGUGUCGGACGGCCAGUGGCAUACCCUGCGGCUGCUGAAGAACAGCUCGACCACGGUCCUGAACCUGGACUCGGCUCUGCCCAGACUCAUCCAGCACCCCACACAGGACUUCGGAGGCCUCGGUGUGCUCACUCUGUCGAUCGGAGGAAUCCCGCCCGGACCGGCCCAGCAGAAAACCGCUGCAGGUUUUGAUGGAUGCUUGUCUUAUGUGAAAUACAACGGAGAGACUCUGCCUUUCACCGGAGAACACAGCCUUGUUAGCCUGACCAAGACCAGCUCCUCUGUGAAGAUUGGCUGUAGAGGUCCCAACCUGUGCGAGAGCAGCCCAUGCUGGGACGGCCUCAUGUGUGUGAACCAGUGGUAUACCUACCAAUGCGUCCCGCCUGGAGAGUGUGCCUCCAGCCCGUGCCAGAACCAGGGAAGCUGUGUACCGGACCCCAGCUCUGGAUUCUCAUGCAUCUGCUCCGAGUUCUACACAGGUCAAACCUGCGAGACCUUAGUGGCCUGCCUGGGUGUUCAGUGCCCACAAGGAACUGUCUGCAAAACAGCCAACAAUGGAGGCUUUGUGUGCAGCCCCAGUCCCACCACAGAGGCGAUGAUCCUGCCUAUUUGGGCAGUGCCAGCCAUUGUUGGUAGCUGUGCCACUGUCCUGGCCUUAGUGGUGCUCAGCCUCAUUCUCUGCAACCACUGCAGGGGCCGCAACAAGACCAAAGUGCCAAAAGAGCCCAAGGACAAGAAACCUAAAGAAAACAAGAAAAAGAAGAAGAAAAAGGGAAGUGAGAACGUGGCCUUUGAUGAUCCUGAUAACAUCCCACCUUAUUGUGACGACAUGACGGUACGCAAACAGCCUGAGGGCAAUCCCAAGCCUGACAUCAUCGAGAGGGAAAACCCGUACUUGAUCUAUGAUGAAACUGACAUUCCUCAGAACAAUGAGGCCAUCCCCAGUGCCCCCUGUGCCCCCUGCAACGGCCCUGAACCAGACAUUGAGCACUAUGACAUUGACAAUGCCAGCAGCAUCGCCCCAUCAGACGCAGACAUUAUUCAGCACUACAAGCAGUUCCGCAGCCACACGCCUAAGUUCUCCAUCCAGAGACACAGCCCUCUGGGCUUUGCCCGGCAGUCCCCCUUACCUUUGGGGGCCACAAGCUACAACUAUCAGCCCCCAUAUACCCAGGCACUGAGGUCCACUCCUUUGAGCCACGCUCACUCUGCCUGCCCCACACCCAACCCUCUGUCCAGGCACUCUCCUGCCCCAUUCAACAAGCCCUCCAGCUUCUACCGCAACACUCCCACCAGAGAGCUCAACCUGAGCCGCCGAGAAGGAAGUCCCUUAGAUCUGCACAACGACCCUCCACCACCAAUGUUCAACUACGCCACGAGGCUGGGCCGCCGCAGUAAAAGCCCACAGACCAUGGCUGGACAUGGACAUACAUCCCGACCGGGCAGUCGGCUUAAACAGCCCAUUGAGCAGAUCCCUCUGGAGACAGGACCUCCUGUGGGUCUCUCCAUUGAGGAGGUGGAGCGCCUCAACACUCCGCGGCCGCGUAACCCCAGCAUCUGCAGUGCUGACCACGGCCGCUCCAGCUCUGAGGACGACUGCCGCAGGCCUCUGUCCAGGGUGCGGAACCCGGCGGAUGGAAUCCCUGCACCAGAGUCUUCCUCAGAGAGCGACUCACACGACUCCUUCACCUGCUCUGAGAUGGAGUACGACCGGGAGAAGCCUGUGUCCUACAGCUCCCGGGUCCCCAAGCUCUCCCAGGUCAACGAGUCGGACGCUGAUGAUGAAGAUUACGGAGGGCGGCUCAAGCAGCGGCGCUACUCCAGCCGCAGAGCAGAGGGGGGGCCGGGCAUUCCCCAGGUGCCCAGUGAGCAGCACCACACCCUCCCGCACAAACUGGGCCAACAGGCCGGGGGCUUCAAUUGGGACAAUCUCCUACACUGGGGCCCAGGAUUUGGACAUUAUGCAGACGUGUUCAAGGACUUAGCACUGCUUCCCGAAAACGCAGCGGCAAAAGACAUUGAAAUGAACAGUGGCGACGGCUCAGUAACCAUUCUAAAUGAAGGCGAGGCAGAGCAAUAUGUAUGA
Messenger RNA from Knipowitschia caucasica, 7425 nucleotides. The record is from the annotation of a GenBank genome assembly. Lineage: Eukaryota; Metazoa; Chordata; Actinopteri; Gobiiformes; Gobiidae.